AGGAAAAAGAGGAUGAAAACAUACAGCACAGGGGAUUCCCCAGUCGUCACCGACCUGAGUACUAAUCCUGCGAUCAGCAGCUUAUCUAGGGGAGAGCGGACGGGAUCCCGAGCUUUCUGCUGUCUAUGGCCGUAUGUGGCAGCCUUACUCGUUGACCUGGAUUAA
This is a messenger RNA of Thermothielavioides terrestris NRRL 8126, 165 nucleotides long. RefSeq lists its product as uncharacterized. The record is from RefSeq and is a predicted model, not a curated record. Lineage: Eukaryota; Fungi; Ascomycota; Sordariomycetes; Sordariales; Chaetomiaceae. The transcript has a single exon. The annotation marks the transcript as partial.